GGGAGAGGAGAUGGGCGCAGGACGGAGCGUGCCCAUGGCCCAGCUGGCCUUGCUCACUCUGCUGGCCCUGCUGGGUGCCAGGGCAGUGACAGUGGAUCAUGUGACCUCCCAGGUGGUGUUCUACCAGCGCACGGACCGAUCCCAGCAGGGGUCCGGGGAGUUCAUGCAAGAGUUUGACCAGGAUGAGAUCUUGUACGUGGACCUGGAGAGGAAGGAGAUCGUCUGGCGCCUGCCUGAAUUCAGCAAGUUCACCAGCUUCGAGGUGCAGCACGCCCUGCGCAACAUGGCUGUGAUCAAGUUGUACCUGGAGAAACUGAUUGAGAGGUCGAACCACACACGAGCCCAGAAUGUGCCCCCUGAGGUGACCGUGUUCCCCAAAGGCCCCAUGGAGCUGGGAGAGCCCAACAUCCUGAUCUGCUUUGUGGACAAAUUCUUCCCGCCGGUGCUGCGCCUCACGUGGCUGAAGAACGGGCAGGAGGUGAUGGAGGGUGUCUACGAGACCGACUUCUACCCCCGCCAGGACAACUCCUUUCGCAAGUUCUCCUACCUGCCCUUCUUCCCCAGCCAGGGCGACUUCUACGACUGCCGGGUGGAGCACAGGGGGCUGCCCAAGCCCUUCACGAAGCACUGGGAAGAAGGAGUGGAGCCCCAGAGACACAAAGGAUUCCCGCCUUGUGCCAAAGCUAUAAAAGGGGGUGGAACAGAACAAAGGGGGCUGCAGUCAUGAGAAAACCCCAGGUAACACUUGAGCUGGAGCUAACAAGAACUGUAUCGGGGAAAGGAUUGGGCCAACACUAGGAAAGAGUCUAGUAUGUGAAAGAAGUUUAUUGGAACAUCUCUGAGGGUGAGAUUUACCUGUAUUCUGUUUCUUAAAUGUAUCAGGCUUAGACGUGCGUGUUUUGUUUUAUUUUGCUUGGUGACUUACUUUGUUCUGUCUGUUAUUACUUGAACCCAC
Mauremys reevesii (Reeves's turtle) is the source of this 955-nucleotide messenger RNA. Its product is annotated as HLA class II histocompatibility antigen, DP alpha 1 chain-like. Gene Ontology annotation, biological process: positive regulation of T cell activation; antigen processing and presentation of exogenous peptide antigen via MHC class II; peptide antigen assembly with MHC class II protein complex. Gene Ontology annotation, molecular function: MHC class II protein complex binding. The record is from RefSeq and is a predicted model, not a curated record. The transcript has 4 exons. Bases 11 to 727 code for a protein of 238 amino acids. Gene Ontology annotation, cellular component: MHC class II protein complex; membrane. NCBI's taxonomy places the organism in Eukaryota, Metazoa, Chordata, Testudines, Geoemydidae.